AAAAAGGGGUAAGUCUGUGUGUGAGAGAGAACCCACCAAAGCGUGCACGAGAGAGAAAAAGGGGCCAAGAAAAAAAGAAGAAGCAAAGCUUUGAUUUGUAUAAAAUCCCACCACUUGUCUUACCAUAUCUUCAUUACAUCUCUCUUUCUCUCUCUCGCUCUCAGUUUUAUGAGAUUGUUUCUUCUUUAAAGGUAUCUCAGGUUUUUUUCUUUAAAGUUUUCUUAUAGUUUGGUGAAUCUCUGUCGUACGUCUCCCCUCGUAAGAAAGAUAUAAGUUUUUAUGAACAAAAAUCCUUGAACCUUUUGAAGCCAAUUACAAGUUUUUCAAGUUUGGGGUUUGUCGAAUUUCAUCUCUUUGUAAACGAGAUAAGGAAUCUUCUUGCGUUGAAGCAAAAAAAAAAAAAAAACUUCAAUGGAAGGUUGUCCAAGAAACAGAGAAAUCUGUCCUAAACUUCUUGAUUUGAUUCCCCAAGGAAGAAAAUGGUACCAUGAAGAGAAGAACAACACAGAUCAGGAAAAGAAACUUGAGCUAAGGCUUGGACCACCGGGUGGUGAGGAAGAGGACCAUUCGACGAUGAAGAAGAAGAACACAGAAUCAAGAAACAACACCAAGAAGGAAUCAGAAGACAAAUCCAUCUUCAGUCUCAGCGGAAACCAUUUCUCUCCUUCCAACAAAACCACUUAUGCUCCUCACAUCUCUCAGAAAAGAACUGCUCCUGGUCCAGUGGUGGGUUGGCCUCCGGUUCGUUCUUUCAGGAAGAAUUUAGCAAGCACAAGCUCUUCAAAGCUCGGAAACGAAUCCUCUCAUGGAGGUCAAAUCAAUAAGAGUGGUGAUGGUGAAAAGCAAGUCGAACCUAAGAGGGAAGGAAUGUUUGUAAAAAUCAACAUGGAUAGUGUUCCGAUUGGUCGGAAAGUCGAUCUCAAUGCUUACAGUAGUUACGAACAGCUCUCUUUUGCCGUUGACAAGCUCUUUAGAGGUCUUCUCGCAGCUCAAAGAGAUACCUCUGGUGGUGAAGGAGAAGAGAAACCGAUCAUUGGUUUACUGGAUGGUAAAGGAGAAUUUACUUUAACUUAUGAGGAUAAUGAAGGGGACAAGAUGCUUGUUGGGGAUGUUCCUUGGCAAAUGUUCGUUUCAUCUGUGAAGAGACUGCGUGUGAUUAAAAGCUCUGAGAUUUCAUCUGCCUUGAGAUUUGGAUGCGGUAAGGAAGAAAAGAUGAGGAACUGAAGAAGAGACUUUUAGAGACUUCUAUUUGAGUCAGAGGGUCUCACAGUUUUUUACUUUUUAAUUGUACAUCUGUUUUUUGCUAUAUAUAAGAGAUAGUCAUUGGUUUUGUCCAGAGAGACAUUUGAUCUGAUCUGAUAUAUGUUCCCAUGUCUCCAAGAUACUCAACGAUGAGGUUAUAGAAGCGAUUUGUGUU
Messenger RNA from Eutrema salsugineum, 1417 nucleotides. Its product is annotated as auxin-responsive protein IAA26. Gene Ontology annotation, biological process: regulation of DNA-templated transcription. NCBI's taxonomy places the organism in Eukaryota, Viridiplantae, Streptophyta, Magnoliopsida, Brassicales, Brassicaceae. The record is from RefSeq and is a predicted model, not a curated record. The transcript is spliced from 5 exons. Gene Ontology annotation, molecular function: protein binding. The coding region runs from base 412 to 1224 and encodes 270 amino acids. Gene Ontology annotation, cellular component: nucleus.